Micromonas commoda is the source of this 1610-nucleotide messenger RNA. RefSeq names its product p-type ATPase superfamily. The record is from RefSeq and is a predicted model, not a curated record. The coding region runs from base 8 to 1525 and encodes 505 amino acids. Lineage: Eukaryota; Viridiplantae; Chlorophyta; Mamiellophyceae; Mamiellales; Mamiellaceae. Gene Ontology annotation, molecular function: P-type divalent copper transporter activity; copper ion binding; ATP binding. Gene Ontology annotation, cellular component: membrane. Gene Ontology annotation, biological process: monoatomic cation transport; copper ion homeostasis. The transcript has a single exon.
CGAGUCCAUGAUCACCGGCGAGUCGAUGCCCGUGUCCAAGUCUCCGGGCGACGGGGUCAUUGGCGGGACGGUGAAUCGCAGCGGGAUGGUGCUCGUGCUCGCGACGGGGGUCGGUGCGGAUUCCAUGCUUUCAAAGGUGGUGAGGCUCAUCGAGGACGCGCAGGUGGCCAAGGCGCCAAUCCAGGCGUACGCAGACAAGGUGAGCGCGGUGUUUGUUCCAGCCAUCGUGGUCAUCGCGACCGUUACGUGGGUGACAUGGUUCUCGCUGGCAUCUGCGGGUGCACUGCCGAGCGAAUGGACCGAUGUAGAGGGUGAGUUUCUCUUCUCGUUUUUAUUCGCCAUCACGGUGCUUGUCAUCGCGUGCCCGUGUGCGCUGGGUUUGGCGACUCCAACGGCGGUGAUGGUGGGCACAGGUCUCGGGGCGCGUAUGGGUAUACUCAUCAAGGGAGGGGCACCGCUCGAGACUGCGCACGCGGUGUCUCACGUGGUGUUCGACAAGACCGGGACCCUGACAAAGGGACAGCCGGCGGUGACCGCAGUGCGAGCCUUUGACGCCAUUCGAGCGGACGAGGACCGCCUUUUAUGGCUCGCGGGAAGUGCGGAGACCGGGAGCGAGCAUCCCAUUGGACGUGCCAUCGUCGCAGCCGCGUCUUCCGGCAGGAAGCUCUCGACGAUUCAGGACUUCGAGGCUGUUGCUGGGCGAGGCUUGCGGUGCCGCCUCGUUGAGGACGGGUCAUCUGUUUUGGUGGGUAACGUGAGAUUCAUGUCCGAGAACGGCGUUGACAUGACCCCAGCUAUGCUCGAGGCCGUACGAGAAGAGGAGGAGAAGGGACAGACCGUCGCGGUGGUGCACGCGGGAGUCGCCCAGGGCGGUAAGCCGCUCGGCCUCGUGUGCGUAAGCGACCCGGUCAGACCCGAGGCGUCAGCCGCCGUAGCUGCGCUCACGGGUCGCGGCGUCGGGACUUCGCUCGUGUCCGGCGAUAAUUGGAGGGUCGCCCGCGCGAUCGCAGCGUCCGUCGGCAUCAGGCACGUCGUCGCCGAAGCCCUCCCUGCCGGCAAAGUCGACGCCGUGAGGGAUCUGCAACGCGAAGGGAACAAAGUUGCUGUCGUCGGCGACGGCAUCAAUGACGCCCCGGCGAUGGCCCAGUCGGACCUCGGUAUCGCCGUCGGCGCGGGGACCGACGUCGCGAUGGAAGCCGCGGGAGUCGUGCUGGUGCGAUCCAACCUGCUCGACGUAGUCGCGGCGCUGGAUAUAUCGCGGGUCACGUUCAGGCGAAUCCGUAUCAACCUGUUCUUUUCACUGGCAUACAACUGCCUUGGCGUGCCAAUCGCGGCUGGCGCAUUGUAUCCGCUUAUCCACGCGAGGUUACCGCCGGAGGUGGCCGCUCUGGCCAUGGCGUUGUCGUCAGUAUCCGUUGUGAUGAGCUCGCUAUCGCUGAGGUACUAUCAACCACCGAUCGGGUCACACAGGUCGGAGGUGUUCGAGCCAGCAUCAGCGGUUCUGAUCGAGAUGAAUCGCUUAUAAUCGUGGAGCGUGAAACGUGGCGUCCUGGAAAAUCAUACCUUUGAGAAUGUAGAUUAUCUUGAAUUCCAUCUUCUAAUGGCGCUCU